Messenger RNA from Chelmon rostratus (copperband butterflyfish), 3175 nucleotides. Its product is annotated as male-specific lethal 3 homolog. The transcript is spliced from 14 exons. The record is from RefSeq and is a predicted model, not a curated record. Bases 107 to 1744 code for a protein of 545 amino acids. Gene Ontology annotation, biological process: chromatin organization; regulation of DNA-templated transcription. Lineage: Eukaryota; Metazoa; Chordata; Actinopteri; Chaetodontiformes; Chaetodontidae. Gene Ontology annotation, cellular component: MSL complex; NuA4 histone acetyltransferase complex; nucleus.
GUUUUUGGUGGAAGACCCUUCACAGAGAAGUGUUUGGCAAGGAAAGGGUUAAGGAGUUUGUUGGGUCCAGAUCGAUGCCCCCUCUCCCACACGUCGCCAUGAACAAAUGAAUUCGCGGGGAAUUAAAUAUCAAUUUCACAAAGGAGAAAGAGUCCUGUGCUUUGAACCCGACCCGACCAAGGCUAAAGUGUUGUAUGACGCUAAGGUCAUUGAUGUCUUGAUAGGUACAGAUGAACAUGGAAGAAGAAUCCCAAAGUACCUGAUUCACUUCAACGGUUGGAACAGGAGCUGGGAUCGUUGGGCUGCAGAAGAUCAUGUCCUAAGGGACACUGAGGAAAACCGUAGAUUGCAACAUAAACUGGCUCGCAAAGCUCUAGGUCGCAUGAAGAGAAAGGGAUGGGCGAAGAGGCGUCGUCGUCAGUCUGGUACUAAAUCUUCUCUGAAGACUCUCCCUAAGGAGGACGACAGUGAUGACGCAUGUUUGAUUUCGUCUUCAGAGAGCAGUGACGGCGACGAUUCUGACCCUGAAUCUUCAAAUAGCGGGGACAGCACCUUCUCUGAGGACAUCAACAAAAUGAGGGUUGAGCCGGACAUUAAUGUCAAGAGAGAAUGCGAGGAGAAGAUUGUCCAUGUUGACAUCAACAUCCCCGAUAUUCUGAAGAAGAAACUGGAGGAUGACUGCUUUUACAUCAACAAGAGGAAAAAGCUGGUGAUGGUUCCCUGUCAGACGAAUGUGGUGCACAUCUUGGAGUCCUAUGUGAAGCACUUUGCCAUCAACAAGGCAUUCAUGGCCAACGAGAGGUACCGGCGUCAGCAGAACACCACACAGAACAGCAGCCCGCAGCCAGUUCCUCCGGAGAAAAGUGAGGAGUUGUGUAAGGAGAUGGUCGACGGCCUGAGGAUCACAUUUGACUUCACCUUACCCAUGAUCCUCCUCUACCCAUGUGAGCAAGCUCAGUUCAAAAAAGUCAGCUCCUCCAGGGUCUUCCUGGCCAUCAAUGAAAGCUCCCCCUGCUCCAGCAACGCCCAACGAGAGCGCAGCCCGAGUCCGCUGGGGCACAACCCACCCACCCCCCAGUCCACAGACAGCCAACCAGCGCUGAGCGACACUUCUGCCACCACGCCCACUGCUCCAGCCCCCACCCCGAAGCGGCGGCGUCACCCUGACAUGGACUGUAUCUCAUACCAGUCGCAGUCGCUCAGGCGCUCCACCAGGAACACGUCUGGAGGUGACCGGCCAGCUGAAGGAAGCAGUGGAGGUGGAGGAAGUGCCACAGCGUCACCGCAGCUCAAACGCCGUUCAGUCGACACCUCGUCCCAGCCCAAGUUCUUCCUCAAUCUCGACAGAAAAACGCCAGUGCACAGUGGCUCAUCUUCCCCGUUGCCCUUGACGCCAAGCAAAGAGCGAAGUGGGCCUUUCUAUGGCCUGGAGAGCCGGAGGAACAAUGAGCUCAAUGAGGUCCUGAGUUGGAAGCUGACUCCUGAUAACUACCCUCUGAAUGACCAGCUUCCUCCACCCUCCUACCUGUAUGGAGCGCAACACCUCUUGCGGCUUUUUGUGAAGCUUCCUGAGAUCCUUGGAAAGAUGCAGAUCCCUGAGAGGAAUCUCCGAGCGCUGGUCAAGCACUUGGAACUCUUUCUCAGGUUCAUGGCAGAGUUCCAUGAGGAUUUUUUCCCUGAGUCUGCAUACGUGUCAGCAUCGGAGGCCCACUACAGCAUGAAACAACCAAGGCCGGUGUACUGAAGGAGACAUCGGCCACUCUGUUCCCUUCUGUUACUUGUGUCUACCCUGACUGACCCCUGAGCUUGUCUAGACUGACCUGUCUGGGCUUGUGUACAGAGGACUAAAUAGCAGCUGUAUUGUUUUCCUGGACCAACCUUUCUUCUUCUCAGGCCUAACAUUAGUUUUCCUGCUGUUGCCGCGUGCAACCAGUUGCAACGGCCACGCCGCUAACCUUCACCCAUGCUCUGUCUGUGGGCCUGUCCUGCAUGUCAAGCCACCCUGCGCUGCUCUGCUUCACUGUCCGGCUCCGAAGCAUGUCGAGCGCUGUUUGUUGGCAUGCGGUAACUUUUUGGAGGCGUGAGAUUUAGGAGACAGCUGCUCAUCCGCUUCUCUGCGACCUGGCCUGUCCUUUUUUUUUUAAAGGCAAGCCGAGGCUGGAACGUUCUCCAGGCUCUCAGGUUUUAGAGGCUGGCCAAAACAAAAUUGUUUUGAAUCGCUCAGCUGAGGAAUUCAACACAAUCACACGCUUUCUGACUUCGUCGCUCUUCAGAGUCACAGUUUUUGAACAUUGUGGCAGAGAAGGGAAAGAGACACAGAUUGAAAAUCCCUGUGUUCUUGUUCUACCCGCAUUACUAAUUUUGGAUACUCUUUUGGGCAUUGUGUGCUUGUUUGCCUGUUUGGUCGCUUGGCCCCCUUUAUGUUGUGACUUCCUGUCAGCGCCUUCCAUGCAGUGCUGCCAGUGAUGCUCGUCCGGAUAUGAUUCCUCUGGAGCCACAGUAGGACUUACUCUUCUUAUCCCGGAGAUGCUUCACUGCUUUGAGCAAUUCUAACUGACUGACUCUGACUCGGGAAUGUUGGUUUUCCUGUGGAUUGUACAGUUUUUGAAUAUGUUUUAUCCACUCAGAGUCCAGAUUUUCUUAUUUCUUGCUGUGCUUUUCAUGUUGUCCUGUGCAUGUCUGAUAAAUGUCUAACAGCUUCUUUUUUUCCUCCUGCCUGUUGCUCUCACUGUGGCUGCCCUCUUACACAAAGGAUAAGGCACAAUUGCGCUGUGUACAACAUAUCCAAAAGCAAACCAUGAGUUGUCCCGUCAUUUUCACGCUCGUCACACAGGUAAUCCUGACAUUCAGUUAAAGAGGUUGUUGGUGUUUGCAAAUACUAAAAACACCAGCAUGGUUCAUCGUGCAACAGAAAGAUGAGACAAUCUCUCGAAUGUGUCAAAAACAAAUUUAAAGUACAUUUGUGUGAUUUACAAUGUAACCACUAAUGCAGGGAUACUGAGGAGUUACUUUUAAAUGCAGCAAAAGCAAUUGCCGUGGUUACCCAUCAUGACAUUGUGAAAAUGUAAGUACAAAACACCUGUUGAUCGCUGUUAUUUAUUUGUCUUUGCACACCGCUGCAUCACUCUUUUCAUGUGUUUUCUGUUGAAUUGGUAAUAAAACACUUGACACAGCC